This is a messenger RNA of Sardina pilchardus (European sardine), 1586 nucleotides long. RefSeq names its product sperm associated antigen 1a (gene spag1a). The transcript is spliced from 8 exons. The record is from RefSeq and is a predicted model, not a curated record. The coding region runs from base 49 to 1224 and encodes 391 amino acids. Gene Ontology annotation, cellular component: cytosol. Gene Ontology annotation, biological process: axonemal dynein complex assembly. Gene Ontology annotation, molecular function: protein binding. Lineage: Eukaryota; Metazoa; Chordata; Actinopteri; Clupeiformes; Clupeidae.
GGAGGGAAAGAGAGUGCUGACGCCGCUGCUCCCGCAGACCGUGCAGCCAUGGGCAAUGCGCAGCAAAGGCCUCCUGGCAGGGGGGAUGGAGGAGGAGGCCAGCGGGCCCAGCCCACCAACCCAGGACAAGGCAGGGGCCGUGGGGAGAGCGCGAAGCAGCCGGCCCCUGGGAAAGCUCCCAUGAUGAAUGGCACUCAGAGGGAUAAUGGGAGCCAUGCUGCUGAUGAGAAUAGCACCAGUGGCCCAGCUCAGUCGGGGGUGGACCAGAGCUACCUGGAUGCCCCCGCUGGAGCUCUGCCUCCCCCACUCGCCCGGCUGAAGAACGCGGGCAAUAUGUUGUUCAAGAACGGACAGUUCGGGGACGCACUGGACAAGUACUCCCAGGCCAUCGCUGGCUGUGAGGAGGCAGGUAUUGAUAGCCCAGAGGAUUUGUGUAUUCUUUACUCGAACAGAGCAGCAUGUUACCUCAAGGAUGGGAAUAGCACGGACUGCAUCGCAGAUUGCACUAGGUCCCUGGAGCUUCAUCCGUGGUCGCUGAAGCCGCUCCUCCGGCGAGCCACGGCCUACGAGUGUCUGGAGCGCUACCGCAAGGCCUACGUGGACUUCAAGACUGUCCUCCAGAUCGAUGUUAGUGUGCAAGCGGCCCACGACAGCAUAAACAGGAUCACCAGACUCUUGAUUGAGCAGGACGGUCCCGACUGGAGGGAGAAGCUGCCGGAGAUUCCUCUGGUCCCGCUGUCGGCCCAGCAGCACCGGCGGGAAGAGGCGCCCAGUGAGGAGGUGCUGCAGGCCCGAGCAGCCCGCAAGGCAGAGGAGGAAGCCAGAAAGGCUGAGGUCCGCUUCUCAUCCCUGAAGAAAGAGGGGAAUGAUCUGGUGAGACAGGGCCGCUUCCAGGAUGCCCUGGAGAAGUACACUGAAUGUCUGCAAAUAAAGCCAAACGAAUGCGCCGUGUUCACAAACAGAGCCCUCUGCUUCCUGAGGGUCGAUCGCUUCCAAGAGGCCAAGCAAGACUGUGACUCCGCCUUGGAGCUCGAGCCAGCCAACAAGAAGGCGUUUUACAGACGAGCACUUGCCUUCAAAGGAUUAAAGGACUACCUCUCUGCCAGCACUGACCUGCAAGAGGUGCUGCAGCUGGACCCCAAUGUCCAGGAGGCCGAGCAGGAGCUGGAGCAGGUGACCCUGCUGUUCAGAGAGAGCUUGAUGUCCAGCGCCGCGCAGGGUUGAUGGAGCGUGAUGGCUGGAGCUCCAGGGACAAGAGAGCUGCUCCACCCAUUAGGACUGUGACACACUGGGGGCCCCCACUGCUAAGGGCAGAGACCAGACAUUUGCUUUUUACUCGCCCAAGACUUGUUGCUCUGUGUCACAGCAGGGUCAGAACUGAGUGUCAAGGAUGGCCAUCCGAAACUCCACCAAAAGCUGCUCACGACUCUCAAUAUCAAUGAUCGUGUGAUGUUGAACAGCGACCGUCAAGAGCUGCUGCAUGGCCAUUUGUCUUCAAUUCCACAUCCGAUCGAUCUCCUGGCAACCUGGAAUAAGUUUCCGUGCUUUAUGCAGUAUAAAAGAGCCCAGUCUGGCGCAGACGAGAA